UCUACCUAAGUAGCUCGUCGGUACGAAGCAUCGUCAUUGCUCGUUUGGCCGUCAAGAAGCCGAAGCGACAAGAAAAUAUCGCUUCGAACGCUAUCAAUGUCGAAUUCUUUUACGUAAUAAUAAUUUUUUUUUGCUGUGUGUAGCUGAAAGUAAGAAAUAUACGAGCAAAAGUGGAAAAUACGCGGACUACCUGUUGAUCCAAAGAUCUCAACGGAUUUAGUGUGUGUGUGUGUGAGUGCGCGUGUUUUUUUUUCGGUUCAUUGUUCCGUUAGCAAAGGUGCAAAGUAAAAAGCAAUCACUUUGCCGUGUUCGGUGCACGUGCAUGCAGUUUUUUUAAAAAUAUAUGAGAAACAUAUAAUAAAAACAGACCAACGAUGUUGGAGCUACCGCUUCCCACCAUACGGUCCAUCUACCGGCUAAGACAGAAGCUUUGGAUUCUGCUAAUCCUGCAAUGCGUUCACACUUGCCACAACUUCAACCUAGAACAGCGAUUGCCCAUUGUGAAGUACGGACAUCGGCACUCGCAUUUCGGCUACUCGGUAGCCACCCACACUAUUGGCGAGGCCAAUGGGCCCAACAAGACCAACUGUGUUUUAGUGGGUGCUCCACUGGAUCAAAAUCGACAGCCGAACACCACACACUCUGGCGCCCUCUGGCGGUGUCCAAUGACACAGCGUUUCGAUGACUGCGAACAAGUGAUCACCGAUGGCAGGCGAUCGAACGGAGCAUAUGAGAUUAAUAAGCCCUUCGACAGCGAAAUCCUUUCACCGCCCGGAAAUGACGAAAUCAAGGAGAACCAAUGGAUGGGCGUUACGGUGCGAUCGAAUCCCCUACAGGCCAACGGAUCCGGCGGAAAGGUGAUCGUCUGCGCCCAUCGCUAUAUGUACAUCGUGCGAGAGAAUCGUUAUGGACAGGGUCUCUGCUAUCUCCUCACGAACGAUCUGCAGUUCGAAGAGGUCCACGAGCCCUGCAAAGGACGACCAGUGCAAAGGCAACACGAGGAUUAUGGACUGUGCCAGGCGGGCACAUCGGCUGCCCUACUGGACGAUGACACCAUGGUGUUGGGUUCCCCUGGACCGUACACAUGGCGCGGGUCCAUUUGGGUGACUCAGGUGGGCGGAGAGUAUCUGCAGCGCGACAAGACGACCUACUACAGUGAUCACUCGGACUUGAAUUCGCCGGUGGACAAGUACAGCUAUCUCGGUAUGUCGGUGACCGGUGGCAGAUUCUUUGGCCACAUGUCGUAUGCGGCUGGGGCUCCACGAUCGGAGGGUCAUGGACAGGUGGUGAUCUUCGACAAGUCCACCGAUAAUCCGAUACCGGUGCACUCGAUCCUGGAUGGUGAGCAAUUCGGUUCGAGUUUUGGCUAUGAACUGGCCACCGCCGAUAUAAAUGGAGAUCACAGGCCGGAUUUAAUAGUGGCAGCUCCUUUGUACUUCACGAAAACGGAAGGUGGAGCUGUGUACGUGUACCAGAACAUCCAGGAUACGUUACCCGUGAAGUACACACUUAAGUUGACGGGACCUGUGGAGAGUCGUUUCGGCCUGGCGUUGGCCAACAUCGGAGAUCUGAACAAGGAUAACUGCGAGGAUCUGGCCGUGGGAGCACCAUACGAGGGCAAUGGCGUGGUCUACAUCUACUUGGGCUCGAGUCAGGGCCUGAAUUCCAAGCCCGCCCAGAAGAUCCUGGCCUCGGAACUGGGUGGAACCGUACCCAAUGGUCAACCGAUUCGCACCUUUGGCAUCUCUAUAUCCGGCAACACGGACUUGGAUGAUAACUCCUAUCCGGAUGUGGUAAUCGGAGCAUUUAACUCCUCGGCAGCCGUGAUACUGCUGGCCAGACCUAUCAUCAGCAUCCAGACGAGUGUACAGCGCGACGAGCUGCGCAACAUGGACCCCAAUACGCCCGGCUGCUUGGCCGAUCCGUCCAGUAAUCUCACCUGUUUCACGUUCAGAGCAUGUUGCAGCAUUGAACCGUACGAUGAGAAGAACAAGGAACUCCGGCUGGCAUAUAGCGUCGAGGCAGAAACCUUUGAUCACCUAAAGAAAUUCUCUCGGGUCUUCUUCUUCGAUCGGGACAAUAAGCGGACCAAUGUACUCAGUCGCGUGGUGAGAGUGCACACGAAUGGAAGGAUGGAAUGCCAGGCAGUCACGGGCUACAUCAAGGCCAAUACCCGGGAUAUCCAGACUCCCGUGCGCUUCCGUUUGAAGUACUCGCUGGUGGAACCACCAUUGGCCGAUUCUGCUUUGGUACGCCUCAAUCCGAUAUUGGAUCAGACCCAGGCGCAUGUCGAUUUCGACGGCACCUUCCAAAAAGACUGUGGCGAUGACGAUCUCUGUGAGAGCAACCUGGUCAUCCGGGUGGAGCCAAACAUCACUGAGUCCUCAGGCAACGAAUACACCCUGAUUCUGGAUGAAACGGAACUGGAGGUCCGCAUCAAUGUGAGCAAUCUGGCGGAUUCUGCUUACGAAGCUCAACUAUUCAUCGCCCAUCAGGCGGGGGUUUCAUAUGUGGCAACCAAGAAGCCGACGAAUGCCACGUGCAAUAGCUACAAUACCACCCUGGUUGCCUGCAGCCUUGGUAAUCCCAUGCUGCGCGACACCACCACGUUUGUGACCAUCCGAUUCCAGCCCAAAGGAUUGGAGCCAAGUGAGAAGAUCAUGCUAUUCCACAUAUUCGCAAAUACCACCUCCAAGCUGGUGGGACCCGAACGUCCCGAGCGGGAUCUUCGCGUGAAUGUGGUGCGUCGGGCAAAGCUCAACUUCCGAGGUUGGGCCAUACCCGAGCAGAGUUUCUACAGUGGAUCGAGUGUGGCUAAUUCGGUUGCAAGUACUGCCGCCACCGAGACAGAAGGACAUGGUCCGAUGGGUAUGGACGAUGUGGGCUCCCAAGUUCAUCACAUGUUCACCAUCUUCAAUGAGGGACCAUCCACGGCGCCGAAAGUACAAAUGGUCAUCCAAUGGCCAUACUCACUGUACAGUGAUCCCCAGAGCGGUCGACCGGUUCAGUAUCUGCUCUAUCUGGAGCAAGUACCCACUGUGGAAGUCAGCCAGGGCGAAUGCCAUGUGGCCAAGGAAUAUGUCAAUCCGCUGAAUUUGGCCAGCGGUUCUAGGGAAAAUCCAGCCUACUUAAGUGCUCCGGCCCAGAUGAGAAUGUUCCCCUCGCAGUCGCGUCAUUCGUUCAACAAGAGCGUGAUACACUCGCAGAGAAGCUACUUCUCCAGCAGCCACCGGGAUGAUCAUUCGGAUGACUCUCAAUCGAACCGCAAUCGAGUCCGUCGCAGUUUCCUAGAACGGGUGACGCGCCUGGAGAGGUUAAUGUACGAUCCCGAGAGUAGCAAUGCGGCGGGAUCGAAUGGCAAGAAGCAGGACAUCGUGGAGCUGGACUGCACUAAGGGCACGACAAACUGCGUCCGCAUCGAGUGCGAAAUCCUAAACAUGCCCGCCUUGUCCGAGGCCCAGGUGGUGGUCAAGGCACGCCUGUGGAACUCGACGCUGGUCAGUGAGUAUCCUCGGGUGGAAAGGGUCAGGAUUUUCUCGACAGCCACGGCCCAAAUUCCCGAGAGCUAUGGCGUCGAGGUGAUGGAUCACAAUAACAUAGAGGUGGAGACACGGGCCUAUCCGGAGUUAAGGAACCAACAGCGCGACACAUCGAUACCCUGGCUGAUUAUCAUCCUGGGCAUCGUGGGCGGUCUGCUCCUCCUUGCGCUGGUCACCUAUGUGCUGUGGAAGGUUGGCUUCUUCAAGCGCAUCCGACCCACCGAUCCGACGUUAAGCGGCAAUCUGGAGAAGAUGAACGAGGAGAAGCCCUUCCUGGCGCCAUCAAAGAAUACGCAUCACGUUUUCUAACAAGAGGGCACCGUUGGCUGGGAUUUGGUGCGCCGUCGAAGGCGUCGACGUCGUCUAAAGCUGCGACUUCCUGUUUCCGCUCAGCCACGACAUGGCUGGCAAAAGACUACGGAUAAGUCCAUUAACAACAAUAAUAACAACAACAGCAGCAACAGUAGCAACGACAGCGACGUGGACGUUCUUUCGCUGACACCACCGCCGCCACCUCUUAGCAUCCUCAGCUGGGGAAACGAUGGCUAUUACCAAGCCAGCGCCGCCUGGUGGGGUCACCACAUGUGAUCAAAUGGGUCACUGUGGAUCAAGUGGGUCAUGUAGGUCAUGUGGGUCAUGUGGGUUGUGGUUCAAUGUGCCAUUUCGUUUACUUAAUACAAAUGGGUUAAGUUCAGUUCUGUGGAUGCGAUCAGAUGGAAUUAAUAGCCCGGAUUCCGUCACUGGAAUCAGCUAAAUAUAAAUUCCAGUUCAAACCUAAUUCCCUAAAAGUAAAAAGUAUAUUUAUGCAACCCCUUUUCCAAAUGGUGCUUUUAAAACAUCUGCAACUAAAUAAAGAAUGCUAAACAAUUAAGAGUUAGACCCAAC
Molecule: messenger RNA, 4424 nt
Organism: Drosophila simulans
Lineage: Eukaryota; Metazoa; Arthropoda; Insecta; Diptera; Drosophilidae
Gene: mew
Product: integrin alpha-PS1
Exons: 9
Coding region: 375-3848 (1157 amino acids)
Biological process (GO): cell-matrix adhesion; cell adhesion mediated by integrin; integrin-mediated signaling pathway
Cellular component (GO): integrin complex; external side of plasma membrane
Molecular function (GO): integrin binding
Source: RefSeq, a predicted model, not a curated record